Peniophora sp. CBMAI 1063 is the source of this 2562-nucleotide messenger RNA. Lineage: Eukaryota; Fungi; Basidiomycota; Agaricomycetes; Russulales; Peniophoraceae. The record is from the annotation of a GenBank genome assembly.
AUGGUGUCGCUCGCGCGGACGACGUCCGAGGCCGGCAGCGAGGUGUUCAACGACGCUGUGCCGCGCUUCCCACAUGUGCGGGCGCUGCUGAGUGCAAUGGCCCGGCAGCAUCGGGCCUCAGGGAACGGCUACGACUCUGAAGGCGAAGGCGACGGUCAAGUCCCGAGUGGAUUUGUGAGCCGCGUCGUCGGGAUGCUGGACGAGGAGCACGAAGAAGAGCUCAAGGGAUUGCUUAAAGAACACUAUCCCAGCCUCGAAGAUGACGUUCUGGAGCAGUACAUGCUCGAGCUGAUGCACAAGCACCGCGACGAUCUCGCCGGCGUACCCUUCCUGUUACUCUCCAGUAGUCGCCGCCCGAUCUCGCGCCCGUCCUCACGUGCGUCGGGCAGGAGACCAGAGACGCCGACGCUGAGCAGCGCACCCAGCUCGCCGCUUGCAUACGUAUUCAGGCGCCCGCACACGCCGCUCGCGUCGCCGCUGAGCACGGGCGUCGGCCAGAACUCGUACAUUGGCAAUCUCCAUCCCUCGGGCGACUCUCCCCAGGCAUCGCCCACUCUUUCCUAUUCCGUCCCGAAUUACUUUGCGGGCGCUAGUCUUCCCGCGUCGCCUCUGUCCUCGCCUAGAUUGCUGAAUGCAAAGGCGAACGAGUUCAGACCCCAUCCCCGUCCCCUUUCGGCCGCGUCUUCUAAUCCGGGCUCAUACAUCCGCGCCGAUUCGCCUGAUCUGUGGUCUCAUGGUACAUCGCGCGGUCCAUCAAACCUCGCCAUCGCCGCGCCUCUCAUUCCAGACUCGUCCCUGCUCUCACGUUCGGGCACCCCGAGUUCUCUCCGCGCGUCCAUGCGCCCUGAUGAAUUGGAAGACGACAACGAUCCAUUCGACCCCUUCGCCAAGGACGUGCCAGUCUUCCCCUCCAUCCUCGCGUCCGAUUACGAGCCUUCGGGUUGGGAAACUCAUGGCCCACCUCAUCAGGGAUACGAGAAUUACGACGGAACCGGACAAGGGCUCAACUUGAACGCAUUCUCGUCUCCGCUCAUGUCUUCCGAGCCAUCCCAAGACAGCCUCGAGGACGACGGGCAGGAUUUGCUCACGGACGGAAUGACGCCCUUCGAUGUACUCAGUUCCGUUUUCGGUGCCAGUCUUGCACCAAGUGAGCUCGAGGACGCGCUCGCGAACAACGGUUACGACUUCGACCGUUCUAUGGCAUGGCUCAUCGACCGUAUGGCGCCUCCUCAACAGUCCCCGGGUCCUGCUCCUUCACGCACGACGCAAAUCGGCGGUCGAAAUGUCGCCGUGAUCUCGCGGGAUGGACCUGGCGCUGCUGGAUUCGUGCGCGGCGGUAGAUCAGGCGGAUUUCCGCCUGGACAGAGGGGCAACACACGUUUCGUCAACGGUAGACCCGUGCCAGGAGGCAACCGCGUCUGUCGUUACUUCCUCGCUGGCGAGUGUCUACGAGCAGACUGCCGCUUCAGUCACGAUUUGGAGCGUGCUCUGUGUCGCUUCUGGUUGCGGGGAACCUGCGCCAAAGGCGAAGCCUGCGAGUUCUUACACCACCUUCCUGAGAACGUGGAUGUCUCAGCUGUAACGAACCAAUUCGGUCAGAUCAACCUGCGCAACAACGCCAACGACAAUGGUCGCCGUUCGCCAGGUCUUGAAGAGUUCCCCUCGCUCGGCUCGGCCGGAAGGGGAGCUGCACCGAAUGACCCAGGACGCACUCGUUUCGCCGCGGCUGUCAAGAAGCCGAACGCACCCAUGCCGCCCACCCCUCCUCGGGACGAAGCAACGCUGGCCGCGCGACGCGAAGCCAUGGGCAGCGCCGCGGACUCGUUACACCAUCGCACAGCCAUCAUAGCGCCCAAACCCUCGCCGCGCCUCAAACUCCGCCCUCCGACUCUGCUGCCGACACUAGUAACCGGCUCCGAGGUCAACACAUUAUACAUGCAAUACCGUUCCCGCGCCCUUCAGCUAGGCGCAGCACGUAACGCAUGUCUCAGCCGUGCAGCGGACGCCUGGCGACGUGGAGACGGCGGCGCAGCGAAACGUUUCUCGCGCGAGGGACACGAGCUGAACGCGAAGAUGGCUGGGGAGAUGGCGCAAGCUGCCGCGCGCCUCAUUCGCGAGCGCGCACGGGCUAUGCAGCACGCUUGUCGCUCUCGGGACAUCAGCUGGAGCGACGACCCCGGUGACAGUCGUGUGCGUGGGAGCGCGUGCGGUGCCGGACUUGGCGUCAUCCUCGGCAUCGCGCGUUCCGACGUCGCAAGCGGCGACAAGAGUGCUCUGAGCCCUGAAGAGCGUACGGAGGCUGCUGUCGACUUGCAUGCGUUGCAUUCGAACGAGGCUGUUGAGGCGCUGGAGGAGUGUCUGCUUACGCUUGAGCGUGAGCACUUCUACGGUCUUGUGUACCUCGUCGUCGGCGAGGAGAAACACCAAAGCGUACAGAGUGCCGCGCGCGGCUCGAGCCGCGUCCGCCUUGCAGCUGGCGUGAAGGAGUGGUUGCACCGCUGGGGUUACCCCUGGAGCGAGCGCGACGGUAUCAUCUGCGUCGACCCGUUGACCCAUUUAUAG